Molecule: messenger RNA, 2363 nt
Organism: Penaeus vannamei (Pacific white shrimp)
Lineage: Eukaryota; Metazoa; Arthropoda; Malacostraca; Decapoda; Penaeidae
Gene: wol
Product: Dolichyl-phosphate beta-glucosyltransferase wollknaeuel
Cellular component (GO): endoplasmic reticulum membrane
Source: RefSeq, a predicted model, not a curated record
ACAUCAGCCGGAAGGCAAUGUGUCAAACAGCUGAGCGAAAGAGAGAGAGAGAGAGAGAGAGGAAGAGAGACCCAGAAAACCGCCCAACUCUCACCUCACGAGAGGAAAAGGAAACCGGUUUGUGCGUGAAUUACGUCGCCUCGAGCCGGGAGAUGAGAGGUGAAGAGAGGAAGAGAACUUGAGAGGUUUUUGAGGAAAAAGACAGCUAGAGAAAAAUGGACGUCCUAAUUCUUCUUGUGUACCUGGUGGCACUUUUAAUGGCUGCAUUUAUUGCUGUCUGUGUUAUAGUCUAUAUCAACAGUGAAAUGUAUCCUACCAUAAAAGUCUAUGAGAGUGAAAAACAGUAUGAAGAUCCAGGAAUUGGAGAGAAAUUUGAUUUCCCAUCAAUAAAAGAUCCACCAACUAGGUCCUUAUCUGUAGUUGUGCCAGCAUACAAUGAGGAAGCUAGAUUACCAGUUAUGAUGGAUGAAUGUAUGGAGUACCUAGAAAAAAGAGCAAAGACUGACAGCAGUUUUACCUAUGAAGUGAUCAUUGUAGACGAUGGAAGUAAAGAUAAGACCUCACAGGUUGGGUUGGGGUAUGGGAAGAAGUAUGGCACAGACAAAGUAAGGGUAUUGACCUUGGCCAAGAACAGAGGCAAGGGUGGAGCUGUGAGGAUGGGUGUGUUUAGAUCUCGGGGAGAAAUGCUUCUUUUUGCUGAUGCUGAUGGCGCAACCACAUUCUCCGACUUGGAUAAAGUGGAAGCUAGUCUGAAGAAUAUUUGUGCCGAUGAGAAGACACUAAGUGAGGCUAUUGCUGUAUCAUGUGGAUCAAGAGCUCAUUUAGAAGAGGAGUCUGUUGCUACGAGGACAUUCUUCAGAACGCUUUUGAUGUACGGCUUCCACUUCUUGGUGUGGCUGUUUGCAGUGCGUGGAGUUCGAGACACACAAUGUGGCUUUAAACUUUUGACACGCCGAUCUGCCCGUAUUUUAUUCAACAGUUUACAUGUUGAGAGAUGGGCAUUUGAUGUUGAGAUGCUGUACUUGGCACAAGUUUUAGGGAUUCCCAUAGCGGAAGUUGCUGUAGAAUGGCAGGAAAUCGAAGGCACUAAGAUGACCCCAGUGCUUAGUUGGAUCGAGAUGGGACUAGAUCUGGUCAUCAUUUGGCUCCGUUACACACUAGGAGCUUGGAGAAUAAGGGGUGAUAUGGCCAAGUGCCAUCACACUUCUAGUUAAGGUGUAUUAGUAGAGAUAAAUAUUGUGUUGAGGAAAGCAGUCUUAAGAAUCGGUAUUUUUGUAUAUCUUGUUUCUCGGCAUUUAUAUAUUUUUUAUUGGAAGUACCUUUGUCCACUGUACAUGUUGUAUGAGUGUUUAUUGACAAAUGCCUCAAAAUGCAGUGCUUUAAAUAAAGGUAUUACAAUAUGAGGAAUAUAAGUUAAAGGAGAAUAUCUGAAUGAAAAUUCCGGAUUUUGUAUUUACAUAUAAAUAUUUGAUAAAAGAUUUAUAUACUUUCAAGCAAUAUGUUAACUGAGAAGGCUUUGAAUAAAUAACUUGCCCUCUCCGACUAGGAUUCAAACCUGGGUCUUUGCACGAAGGUAACUGCACAUGCUCAUACCAACUGAGCUACACAACCCACAUGAGAAGACUUUAUAAAUAUACAAAAGAUAAAUUUAGGGAUUGAUAAAUUCUGAUUUUGCAGCUAUAUAGUUGCUGUAGGUUUUGAAUGGGUAUUGCUGUCUGUGCAAAUUACCAUACCAUAUAGAUAAAAUGGAAUGUAAACUUCCAAGGAAACCAUUCGAUUUGCAAUUUUAAAGGACCGAUUACCCAGGGAUGGGAAGAAAUUUAUUAAUCUUUGAUUUUGUAUUGUUCAUAGUUAAGCAUUUGAUCCUGCAAUGUAAAUUGUACCUCACUAUGUUACAGGAUCACACUGAUCAUGUUAAAAAAAUAAAAGCAACAGUAAUGAUGCAUCACAUUAGUAAAAUUUUAUAGCUUUAUAUUUCCACGGCUUUUACGUAUCACAGAGAAAGCACAAUGUUGUGUUCAAGUUGAACAGUUGUCCAGAUUACAGUUUGUGUUUUUCUAUGUAUGCUUUGUUUAUAUUUGAUUCUUUUAAACUGUAUCAUUUACAGUGGCCUGACAUUCCCGGACAAAAAUAGGUUUCAUAAAGAAUAUAGCAUUCAAUUAAAUUUCAUGCAUUACUUAAAGAUCAUGAAAAUAAUCAUGUGGAAGCAAAUGUUUUACAUUAAAAUUAUAGAUUUCAGUUUAUUUGUUUACAGCUGGGAUUCUGUUUUCUUUAAUGAAAACAUUUUGUUAUGAAUAUAUUGCAGUUCAGUAGUCAUUUAUGCACUUGUUAUUAUUUUGAAUAAUAAAUGCUGAAUGUAGAAA